GGAGAAUAACAAACUCGACUUCUUCCUCUGGUGCAGCUCCACGAUGAUGCGCAGACGGCGGCUCUCCUCGCACCUUUCAAUCAACAACAAAAGCAACAAGACCAACACCAGCGAUGGUUAUUCCAGCGACGACGCCCAGGCGGAAGCAACAGCAGCACCCCCUUCCACUCCGUCUGGGAUAUUGUUGAACACAAGUUAUGUCUGGGUGCGCACCGAUGUCGUGAGGACGAUUCUCGACAACAGCGGCGACCUCCCGCACGGCUGGAAACAGAAACCACCCUCGAGGAAGCGGGGGAGAAACGAGGGCCCACGCUCCUGGGGCUGGGCGCGGGCUCGCGUUGUGGAAACACCAUCGGUAGCCGCGGCAGCCACGCUGCCGUCGUCUCGAUCGACGCACUCGAGGUUCGGGGGAAACAAUGCAAACAGCAGGAGCCGCUACCAAACACAAACCGACGGCUCUGGCACGACGAGGAGCGUGAGGAUCACCCUCGCGAUCGAGGACGACGAAUACGCGCCUUUUGGCAUGAACGGAAAGACCGUAUCCCUUUCCUACGAUAGCAACACCACGGAAAUCGUCUGCAACGCGAAUAGCUGGUGGUGGAACCACGAAACCGUCGGUGGCUUUGGCGGCAAUGACGAUGACGAUUGCGACAGCUCUGUCGUGGAACCACCGAGGGACCUGACGUCCCUGACCCAUUUGCACGAACCGGCAGUGGUGUAUUGCUUGCAAAAGCGCUACGAGCAAGACUCGAUCUAUACCUAUACAGGGAAAAUAUUGCUGGCACUCAAUCCCUUUCGGAUGCUGGAUAAUGUUUACGGGGAAGACAUCAUGGAGUUGUACUGGCAGCGGGACGAACUGCAGCAGCGGGGUGGAAGCAAUCCAAACGACAACGCGGGACCGCCUCCACACGCCUAUGCGAUUGCCCAGGACGCCUAUCGGUCCCUCCUUCACGAGGGGGACGACCAGUCCAUCCUGGUUUCCGGGGAAAGCGGGUCGGGAAAGACCGUGACGACAAAAAUCAUCAUGGCGUAUUUGGCAAGCCAAUCGCAGCGGAACGCACUCGAGCAAAACGGAAGCGACAACGGCAACAGCCACUACAACGACGACGACGACGAUAGUAACAGCGAUUCCCGCGAGGGCAUCGAAUCGCAGAUCCUCCAAUCCAAUCCCAUCCUGGAAUCCUUUGGAAACGCGCGGACGGUCCGAAAUGACAACUCGUCACGGUUUGGCAAGUUCAUCGAGCUCCUUUUUACUCCGAGCACGGGCCAGCUGGUCUCGGCCUCGAUUCAGACCUACCUCCUGGAAAAGGUCCGACUGAUUUCACAGGCCUACGGAGAACGGAACUACCACGUCUUUUACGAACUCCUGGAGGGCGCGACGUCGCCGGAAGAGCGGGUAGAGCUGGGACUGGAAGGCUCUCAUGGACACAGACUGGGUCCAGAAGACUUUCGGAUGACGGCGUGCUCCGAGACUUUUGACCGUCGGGACGGGGUUUCGGACAGAGACACCUUUCGGGACCUCCGCGAAGCCCUUGGCUCGGUCGGUGGUUUUUCGGAGGAAAAACAGGCCUCUUUGUUCUCGGUAGUUUCUGCACUACUCCACACCUCCAACAUCACCCUCGCGGCGGGGGCCGACGAAAGCAGUCAGCCGAUCGCAUCGGAAUCCCUAGACCACGCCCUGGGGCUGCUCGGCGUCUCGAACGAGGCGCUCACCAAUGCGCUGUGCUCGUGCAAGAUCCGGGCCCGCGGGGAGGUCUUUCACAAGAAAUUGUCGGUGGUGCAGGCCACCAAGGCCCUCGAGGCGCUCAUCAAGGCUACCUACGGGGCGCUUUUUGAUUACAUCGUGGCAACCAUCAACGAGUCGAUCGCGUCGAGGCUGCAAGCGAUGAAUCUGUCUCCCCGCGCGAAAGAUCUCCCGCGGAUCGGGGUCCUCGAUAUUUUCGGAUUCGAAUCCUUCGAGGUCAACUCGUAUGAGCAGCUCUGCAUCAACUACUGCAACGAAGCCCUCCAGCAGCAGUUCAACAAGUUUGUCUUCAAGCUUGAGCAGCGCGAAUACGAACAGGAAGGGAUAGAUUGGUCAUUCAUUGAGUUUCCAGACAACCAGGACAUUUUAGACCUGAUCGAAAAAAAGCGAGACGGCAUUUUGUCCAUCCUUGACGAGAAUUGCCGGCUUGCCACCUGCACGGAUGCCACUUUUUGUCAGGCCAUUUACGAGAAAUGCAGAGAACAUCCCAGGUUUGGUGCUACGCAGGCAGAAAAGGCGGAUGGCUCCUUUUCGAUCGAGCACUACGCCGGAACUGUGAAAUACAGCGCGGCCAACUUUCUCGAGAAAAACAAGGACGAACUGCCCCAGGAAACUACGGAGCUGCUCACCUCGUCCUCGGUGGAACUUCUGUCGUAUCUCGGUGAAACGCUGAAGAAGAAUACCGACAACGAGUCGGCCGGUCCAUCUACCGGCAGUAACAACGGGUUUCUAUCGAAGCAGAACAAACCCCCCUCCACCAAGCGAAUGAACUCGUCGAUCCUCCGUACCACGGUUGGCAGCCAAUUCAGCAACCAGCUCAGGGAGCUCCGCGACAAGAUCGAUUCCACCACGCCCCACUACGUGCGGUGCCUAAAACCUAACGACGAUUUGGUCCCGGAUCGAUUCGAGGCACACAUUAUUGCCGAGCAGCUGCGCUGCGCUGGCGUGUUGGAAGCCAUAAGGGUAUCAAGAGUUGGGUUUCCCCACAGAUAUUACCACGAGCAGUUCAUUGAACGAUAUGGAAUGCUAACAAAGAAAAUCAGCCGUCGAAAGCGAGGGAGGGACUUUUGUUCGGCUCUCAUCGACCUGCUGAUUCCUCAGGUUUCGGCGAUGUACGGGAAACGAGUUGGCGCUGCCAAAAAGGUUUCUCUGGGAAUGCAGGUAGGAUUCAGCAAGGUGUUCCUCAGAACUUCAGUCUUUGACAAUCUCGAGAUUCUUCGGAACAAGAAGCUCGCUCAAUCGGUGGUGGUAAUCCAAAAAUACGUGCGCAGGUUCGUGGCGUGCAAUUGCUAUUUUGAGUACAGGGUUGCUGCUGUAAUUAUCCAGUGUUUCUUUCGCCAGGUGGGUGCGUCUCGCGAGACGCGCAGAAUCAAGCAAACUGCUGCCGCGAUACGGAUCCAAUCUGUUUGGAGAACUUUCAUGGCCGAAACGGAGCUCAUGGCGUCGAGGUUGAUCGCACACUUUGGCCAGACUUACUGGAGGGGAAUUGUUGCCCGGAAAUUGUGUGCGGUGGCGCACAUGGAAAAGCAAGCAAACGUAGUUCAGCGGUGCUGGCGUGGCCAUCGUGCAAGGCGCCCGUACCGAGAGACCUUGAGGAAAAUCAUUUUGAUACAGUGCCUUUGGCGAUGCAAGGUUGCAAGAAGAGCGGUCAGAGAUCUCCGACGAGAAGCCCGUAGCAUUAGCCAUAUUGCGGCCGAAAGAGACCGUUUCAGGGAGGAGUCGGUCCGUCUUAGGAGAGAGAUCGAAAACCUCCGAUCCUCGAAGUCCGAGACCGGGUCCGACCAUUUUUCGUCAUUUGAAGUAGAACAGCUCAGGCGAGAAGUGCAGAGACUUCAAACAGUCAUCAGUCACUCGCAAAUGAGUGUCGGCAGUACUGCUACGACCCAUAGCGCUACUAGGAACGACUACGCAGGAACCUCUUGGCCCGGAAGUGCUUCCGGCUGCGAAGAUUUUGGUGGCUACAGAAGUCCAUCGUUGCCAAAGUCUAUAUGUGCGCAUUCUCAUAGCCCUUCCACGCGAAGAGAUAGCGUCGUAAGCGCGUCCCAUUCCAUUGGAAUAGGAAUGGGUCAUGUAGUGUCUUCGCCUAGCACGAGUUUGCUAGACACGGAUCCCGAACAAGAAAUGGAAGAGUAUCAGCUUAGGAAUGUCUCUGGUUCAAGCGCUGGUCCGUCAGGAAUUUUCCAUGCUUCGAUUUCUAGGUCGAUUCUUCAGGACGACGAGCAUCGGCAGGGCAUGGCGGCAGAGCCCGAGGGUACGGAAUCGAAAAUUUCCUCGUCUUCGUACGGUAGCGUAUCAAAGCUCCACCAAUCCAUCAGAAACAACGAUGUGAUCACCAUGAAUCGGAUCAUUGAGGUAUCGGACGAUCCUCUCGUCUUGGUGAAUGCACAGAAUCUAGAUGGUCGAACGGCACUGCAUGUAGCCGUUGAAUCAAGCAGUGUACAGGCAGUGACGGAUCUUUUGAGAAGGAGCGCUGUUUCGAAUGCUCAAGACUUUGACGGAAACACUCCGUUGCAUUUUUCCACCGAAAACGUCAUCGCCACGCUCCUGUUGGACGAAGGAAAGGCGAAUCCAAAUAUCCCAAAUAUUGACGGCAUCUGUGCCUUGCACAACUCUGUGGAAAGAUUAGAUGUGCCAUCCGUCCGUUUGCUGCUCAAGUACGGUGCAAAAGUUAAUGUCGCAGAUAACAUCAACUGGUUUACUCCACUCCACAUGGCCCUUCUACAAUAUGCUCAGGGUUAUUCACUGGACAACAAUGGAUCGCGAGCUAUGAUUGUCGAUUUGCUCUGUGGAGACAUGCUCCAAUUUGAUAUGAACGAAAAGGAUCGCGAGGGAAACACCCCGCUUCACUAUAGUGCGCAGCUUGAAACACCAGAUGCAACCGAAAUCAUGAGUGUGAUCUUGGAGAAAGGUGCGGAUCCAAAAGUUUUGAACGGUCGAAAUCAACAAGCCCUGCUCUUGCUUUGCCAUAACGAGGAUCUGAGACGCAGCUACGAAGCUUUUCAGGAAUGCCUUCACACGCUGCUUUCAUACGGGGCAGAUCCAAACCACCAAUCGAAUUCUGGAUGCACCCCUCUUCAUUUAUGUCUUUAUCAUCAAGAUAUCGAUUCAGCGAUCCAGCUUAUAAGUCAUUCGGCAGAGCUUCAUAUGAUGUGGAAUAGGGUAAGUUUGGUCAUUUUGAUGUGCGAAGUACUUUUGCAUCUCUCGAUAAUUUUCCUCACAUACAAAUUUCUUUUUUUUAGCCGGAGUCAUGGAUUCCAGAUGGGGAUCCAUUUGGGAGCCCAAAUGUUCUUGCGCUCGACAUGGUAUCGCAAGAAACUUCGGUGCAUCGUUUGCUUGCUGCUAUCACUGGACCACCAAAAUGCGCCCCGGUUCGCCCUUGGUGUAUGCAAUGUAAAUCGCCACAGGGUUCUUCCGAACGAUCGUUCCACUGCCAGCACUGUGGAAGACACGUUUGUUCGAACUGCACAAGGCGUGCUCUGCAACCAGAUUUCUUCCCCAAAUCAUUUGACAUCUGUGAAGCUUCGUGGGUUUGUAUUGUGUGCGAGGAUAUCUUGGUUUCGAGAAAAGAAGAAUUUAGCAACAGUACAAGCACGAGUGCGACCAAUCCAACUUCGUCACUGGCAGUCGAUGACGACGAAUUGUCUUCCAAUAGAUUGCAUCUCAUGUAAACUAUCACUCAUAAAAUCGGUCAAGUUUA
Messenger RNA from Pseudo-nitzschia multistriata, 5441 nucleotides. The record is from the annotation of a GenBank genome assembly. NCBI's taxonomy places the organism in Eukaryota, Bacillariophyta, Bacillariophyceae, Bacillariales, Bacillariaceae.